AUCAGCCCAAAGACUGCAUCUCAGUACAAAAUAUGUGGAACAUUAUUACCUGCAACUGAUGGUUUGGUCCUUCAUUAUAUGGUGAAAAUCUGCUGGAGGAGGAAGAGAAGACCUCUUUUGUUAAGAGCAUUUUUACUACUGGAAAAGAGCUCUUUCCCCCUCUUAACAUGAAGCCCUUUGAAAACAGCUGGUUGCUUCUACUGCUGGCUGCUAUCCUGAGAGUUAUCAGUGCCUCCUUUAUCAGUGUCAAUCUUGGGGUGAAAGUGAUGAAAGGCCAGUCUGUCUUCCUGUCAGAAGAUGACCUCAAGUUUUCCAUCCCCAGAGAGAAAGAUGCCUGCAAAGUAGAAGUUGUGAUUAAUGAGCCAAUAACUCAAAGGGUUGGGAAGCUGACUCCCCAGGUGUUUGACUGCCACUUCCUUCCUAAUGAAGUCAAAUAUACCCAUAAUGGCUGCCCGCUUUUGGAUGAAGACAGGGUUCUGCUCAGGCUGUACAGAUUUACAGAAAAUGAGACAUUUGCAGAAACAUUCACCCUCCACGUGCAGUUACUUGAACCAGACUGCAACAUCAUCAAAAUGCGCAUCCGGGCCCUGGAGGUCCCUAAGUAUCAUGGUCUGUCCACGGUGAUCGACAAGAACGUCCUCGCUUUUGACUAUGACAGGAAGAUAAACCUGGGCUGCACCAUCACCGUUCCCUCUGUGGAGAUGCACCUUCCUGCUCACGGCCAGCUGAUCACUGCGGAAGGGCAGCGAGAGCGGCCUCGCGGGGACCAGCCGCAGGGCUUCCUCCCCAGCUCCAGUACGAUGUGCCUCCGUACGUGCAGAAGGGGGAAUUGCAUGUCAGGACUAGGAGUGAUUCACAACAUAAAAAUGAGCUGUGAAGAGUUUCUGAGGAUGGGGAUCCGAUACCAGCAUCUCGACCCUCCCUCACCUGACAUAGACUAUAUUCCUCUCAGACUUGAUCUCACAGACAUUAGAAGCAAAACUUUGCACAAGACUGAGUAUGCAUGGCUCGCUGUUCAAAUUAAAGGUGCUAUUCCAAACCAAAUCCCCAGGGCUGUCCUGACAGCAAAGUUCAGCCUGGAGGUAGACCAGUUUAUUUUAACUCCCGUAACAACCACAACUGUUGAUGCUGAAGACAGCGAAACACCAAAGCCUUUGCUUGUCUUCAACAUUACCAAGCCACCUCCAAGCGGCUUCAUCACUCAUCUAUCGGACCACACAAAACCGAUUGGCUCCUUCACAUGGAAAGACCUCAGCGACCUGCUCAUUGCUUAUCAGCCUCCAAACAACAGCCACACAGAGAGGAGGAACUAUGAGGUGGAGUUUGAGGUUCACGACUUCUACUUCGAAAGGAGUCUACCAAUCACUGUACAUCUUUCUAUCAGAACAGCAGAUACAAAUGCUCCUCGGGUUUCAUGGAAUACAGGCCUCGACCUUUUGGAAGGGCAGUCGCGACCGAUCACAUGGGAACACUUCCAAAUUGUAGAUAAUGAUGACAUCCAAAAUGUUCACCUGGUCACAGUAGAUGGCUUGCAGCAUGGGCGGCUCACGGUGAGAGGAGGGAAAGGAUUCAUGUUCACAGUCUCUGACAUUCAGGCUGGGGCUGUUUGCUACCAUCACGAUGAUAGUGACUCUACAAAGGAUUUUGUGGUAUUUAGGAUUUUUGAUGGCCUCCACAGUAUUCGCCAUAAAUUCCCAAUUAAUAUCCUUCCUAAAGAUGACAGUCCUCCGUUUCUUAUCAGCAAUGUGGUAAUUGAAGUCCACGAAGGGCAGACAAUCUUGAUCCAAGGCUCUAUGCUUCAAGCCUCUGACAUGGACUCCAGUGACGAUUACAUAUUAUAUAAUGUUACCAAGCCACCACACGCAGGAGAAAUCAUGAAGAAACCAGGACCAAACCUGAUUGGGUAUCCUGUCAGUACUUUCCUUCAGAGGGAUCUAUUUAAUGGAAUAAUUUAUUAUCAUCAUUUUGGAGGAGAAAUAUUUGAAGAUUCCCUUGAAUUUGUCUUAUGUGACAGCCAUGACCCUCCCAAUCUCUCAGAGCCACAGGUGCUGAUUGUGCACAUUAUCCCUGUGGAUGAUCAGCCACCCCGAGAAGCCUCAGGAGUGACACGUCACCUGGUUGUUAAGGAGACUGAGAUUGCUCAUCUAACUAAGAAACAUCUCCACUUCAUAGAUGUGGAAGAACAAGAAAGGGAACUCACGUACACCAUAACCUCUUCCCCAUUUUUUUCAUGUAGACACAGCCAAUCAGAUGCUGGGAAGCUGUUUAUGGUGGACACCAUCCCAAAACUGGUCAAGGAUCCUGCUGCUCUUGCGCUGAGAUCAUUUACUCAGCAUGCUGUGAAUUAUAUGAAAGUUGCCUACAUGCCCCCACUGCAGGACAUUGGGCCUGAACCUCAGCAAGUUCAGUUUAUAUUUUCUGUCAGUAAUCAGCAUGGGGGCACUCUGUAUGGGAUCUGCUUCAAUAUUACGAUUCUUCCGGUGGACAACCAAGCACCAGAGGUGUUCACGAGCCAUGUGAGAGUGGACGAAGGCGGCCUGAGCCCAAUCACGGAGAGCCACAUUCGCCUCUCAGACGCGGACACAAGACAGGAGCAGCUCCUGCUCAUCCUGCAGAGAGAGCCGCAGCACGGUGCAGUGGAGCUGGACGGCGUUCCCGUGAAGGAAGGUGACAGGUUUUCCUGCAGGGACCUGCGCACCAUGGCACUCAGGUACAGGCAUGAUGGUUCUGAGACACUUACUGAUGGUAUCCUCUUUGUGGCCACUGACAACAUUCAGUCAGUAGAGUUCAUACUGCAGGUCAAGGUGCUGCCUGUGAACGAUGAGCUGCCUGUUAUGCGAACAGGCCUUGUUCCUGUUGUACACUGCCUGGAGAGUGAAGAAGUGGUCCUUUCCUCAGAGUACAUUUGUGCAACAGACGCAGACAGUGAUGACAUGAAGUUAGUGUUUACACUGGUUCGCCAGCCCAAGCAUGGGGUAGUGAGGAAAGCAGGCGUCGCUGUGAGGCGUUUUUCCCAAGCUGAUGUUGUCUCUGGUUUGGUCACAUACAAGCACACAAGUGGGGAGAUUGGCCUGACUCCUUCCUUUGAGAUCUUAGCCUUUGUUGUCUCUGAUGAUGAAGCUGGCUCAGAUGUGAAUAACUGCUGUUAUGACAGACCUCUCCCUCCACCAGUUCCACUUCAUAAUCCAUUGACAAUAUUUGAACUUAACAUUACUGUACUUCCAGUGGACAACCAGGCUCCAUCCAUCACAACUGGUGCAAGGUUUGUGGUGGAGGAGGGCUCCUCAGCAGCCCUUACUGCUAAGCAUUUGUUUGCCACUGACCCUGAUACCGCUGCAGAUGACUUAGAGUUUGUCUUGGUUUCUCCUCCCCAGUUUGGUUACAUUGAAAAUAUACUGCCUUCUCCUGGGUUUGAGAAGAGCAACAUUGGUAUAAGUAUAGCAUCUUUUCAGCUGAAACAUCUGAAAGCCCUGAAUAUAAACUAUGUACAGUCUAGGCACAUGCGGAUUGAGCCAACAUCAGACCAGUUUGUGCUUUAUGUCACUGAUGGGCUGCAUCACUCAGCAGAGACUCCAUUCUUCGUGCUGAUCAACCCAACCAAUGAUGAAAUUCCAGAAUUCAUAGCAAGGAACAUUUCUGUUCCGGAGGGUGAGGUGAAAGAGCUGGAUCUCUCUGUUAUCAGUGCAGUUGAUCUAGAUAUGCCUCAGGACCAUUUGGUAUUCAGUGUUGUGCAGAAGCCCUGUCAUGGAUUUCUCAUUAAUGGAGUUCAUGGCAAUGAUAUUCUACACUACAAACAGUUAAUUACCCAUCAACACAGCCAUGAACUUCUUGUUCAUGACUUUUCCAUGAAGCUACUUAUGAAUGGCAGGAAGCUGAUAUACAUGCAUGAUGACUCAGAAAACAUCGCUGACAACUUUACAAUCCAGCUAUCAGAUGGGAAACACAAAGUCCUCAGAACCAUUUCAGUAGAGGUCAUUCCUGUUAAUGAUGAGAAACCAGUGCUGAGCAAGAAGAAUGAUAUAGAGGUGAACAUGGGUGGAACCCGAAUCAUUUCUAGUGCUGUUCUGUCAGCUGAAGAUAAAGAUACCCCCAGGGAGCGAAUUUACUAUGUAUUGGAAAGAAUUCCAGAAAAUGGGCAGCUUCAGCUCAAGGUUGGCAGAGACUGGGUGACUCUCCAAGCUGGAAUGAAGUGCACCCAGGAAGAACUAGAUAUGAACCUUGUGAGAUACCUCCAUACAGGAGCUAUAGGGUCUAAGAACCAAGACAGCUUCACAUUUUAUCUGUGGGAUGAGUACAACAGAUCCCCACCUGUGAACUUCUACAUAAAUAUAAAGGACAUGGAAAAGGGAGAUAUUGCUGUUUUCAUAAAACCUCUUAGAGUGCAAAAAGGAGAUCGAGGCUACAUUACAACAGAUGCCCUCCUUGCAGCGGAUGGAACAGACAAACCGGAGGAGCUCCUUUACGUGAUAACCUCUCCACCUCAGUAUGGACAAAUAGAGUAUGUCAGCUAUCCUGGCAUCCCCAUUUCCAGCUUCAGUCAAAUGGACGUCGCAGGCCAGAUAGUCUGCUAUGUUCAUAACACUAACCACACACCUGUUUCUGAGGAUACAUUCAGAUUCAUCAUCAGCAAUGGACUGAGGACUAAGCAUGGGACAUUCACCAUCUCCCUGGAGACAGUCGACCAAGCUUUACCCACUCUGUCUAGAAACACGGGGUUAAGAUUAGUGGAAGGCACCAUGGCGCUCCUUUCUCCUGAUGUCCUGCAGCUUUCAGACCCAGACACUUCCAGAGAAAACCUUACCUUCCUCUUGGCUCAGGUCCCCCAGAAUGGUCAUCUGUAUUAUCGAGGGGCUGUGCUACUGCAGCACAACUUCACCCAGCAAGAUGUGGACAACAUGGAUAUUGCAUAUAAACACCAAGGCGGGGAUUCCCAGAUUGACAUAUUUACAUUUGUUGCAACAGAUAGGACUAAUCAAGGCUUCAUCGUGCAUGGGAGGGUGCAGACCGAGCCAGUGGCAUUCACCAUUCAGGUGGACCACAUGGACAAAACAGCACCAAAAAUUAUUCAUCUCCAUUGCUUUACUGAUGUAGAACUGCUGAAGAAUGGAAAUUAUGGGAUCUAUAUUACUGCCAGGAACCUAAAGGCAUCUGAUCCCAAUACAGAAAAUGACAAAAUAAUUUUUAAGAUUACACGAGGUCCUCAUCAUGGCUACCUGGAAAAUAUAACCACAGGUGGCUUUAUCCAUGAAGAGUUUAGCCAAAAGGAUUUGAACAGUAAAUCCAUACUUUAUGUCAUCAAUCCACUGCAGGAAACGAGUUCAGAUGACUUGGAGUUUCAAGUCACAGAUCCCAAUGGAAAUGCAGCAGUUCCCCAAACAUUGGAACUUCGGUGGUCUCGGAUUGAAAUGCAACAAACUGAAUACGAAGUGUGCGAGAAUGUAGGAAUGGUGACACUGAAAAUCAUCAGGGCAGGAUACUCUGCAGACUCUGCCUUUAUUGUGGUGAAGAUCAACGAAAUAUCAGCUGUGCUGGGAAAGGACUUUACAGUGACUCCCUCUAAACUUGUUCAGUUUGAUCCAGGAAUGUCAACCAAGAUGUGGAAUAUAGCAAUUACCUAUGAUGGAUUAGAGGAAGAUGAUGAGGUCUUUGAAGUAGUUCUGAGCUCCCCUGUGAAUGCCGUUCUUGGCGCUAGGACAAAAGCCACAGUGAAAAUUUUGGACUCAAAAGGAGGUCAGUGCAGCUCUUUCCAUUCCUCUGGCCAAAAUAAGCACGACUUCUGGGGAAGAGGCACGCUGAUUCCAGUUUCCUCAGGCUCCUCAUCACCUUCCAGGCCUGGCAGCACUCACUUGGAAAGGAUCCCGCCAUCUCCUUCCAAAGGGAUGACAGAGCGUAGAGGGGACAUGCUGCAGGAGCGCAGCCUGGCAAGUCAGUCAAAGACCAGGCUGAGAGUGAUUGGAAAUGGCAGAAUAAUUCAUCCCUCAUCUGUAUUUAGAAAUGGAACUGAUGUUGUUUUCAAAUAUCAUGGGAUGGUGUCACUCAGAAUAGAGGAAGACUCCUCAUCAGCUAAAGCAAACAGCAAGGCUGAAGUAUCAGUAAUUAACCAAGCACAGCCACAGAUAGAUACAAAUGCCUCUAGGAAGACGGAAAUCCCACAAGCUGAUAAGGCAGAAUUGGCAUCUGAACCAAGCUCUAGCCAUCAGGAAGUGAGUACAAAAAAAUGCCCUGCUGGAUGGAGUCAUCAUGAGGGCAGCUGCUAUUUCCUGGUGGUGAAUCACAAGGUCUCCUGGAAUACCGCUGCUCGGGCUUGUAGAGAACAAUACCUGGGGAGCCUGGCAAGUGUGGCUAAUGAACAGCACAUGAAGUGGCUGUGGGACUUCGGCGGGAGGAAGCCCUUUUGGAUAGGCUUGAAUGACCGAGUGAAUGCUGGACAUUGGGAGUGGAACGGUGGAGAACCCAUCACCUAUAUAAACUGGAGAAGAGGCCCCUAUCGUGUUCCAAAGAGAGGGAAAAACUGUGUUUUGGUGCAGAAGCGAGGGAAAUGGCAAGCAACGGACUGCAGGAAGAUCAAACAGAACAGCUAUAUAUGCUCAAGAAAGCUGUAAAGAAUGGAGCAUCCUUGUGCAAGCAUGUGGCCUUUCCUGUUCAUUCAAUUUCAUUUCCAGAUUCGUGAGGGUAGGCAGAUA
This is a messenger RNA of Tinamus guttatus (white-throated tinamou), 6683 nucleotides long. Lineage: Eukaryota; Metazoa; Chordata; Aves; Tinamiformes; Tinamidae. The record is from RefSeq and is a predicted model, not a curated record.